Cydia pomonella (codling moth) is the source of this 5451-nucleotide messenger RNA. RefSeq lists its product as uncharacterized. The record is from RefSeq and is a predicted model, not a curated record. Bases 577 to 1518 code for a protein of 313 amino acids. The transcript is spliced from 7 exons. NCBI's taxonomy places the organism in Eukaryota, Metazoa, Arthropoda, Insecta, Lepidoptera, Tortricidae.
GCUGCGCGCACACGGCAGCCGCCAGCCGUCCGCUUCGUACGUUCGUGCGCAUCGCCCCCGUUCGCUCCGCGCGCCUUGUUGCACUCACCGUCUUCCUACUGCUGCCCCGCGAGAGUGCGUUCGUUAACCAUUCGCGCAGCAGGUGAGGUUGGGGCCGACGAGGCCCCGGCCGCUCGGAGUACGCUCGACGUGGUAUUGAUCGCAUUCCGUCCCGUUGGACUAUCCAAUGUUUAUAAACAGCCGGCCGCAUCCAUUCGCUCCUUGUUUUCGGUACGAUUGUCUGAUAGCGAGUGAUCCGGACUGCCGGUCCUGAUUGCGCUAAGGUUGCAACUGUAAACAACCGUCUGCCGAAGUUUAAUCAUAUUGACAAGGAGACAGUAGUCAAUAAGUAAGAAAUGUUCAUGUGGACUGGGUCACGUGGCGGAGAUAAUAAUAAUAGAUCUCAAUAGGGUACGAAAAUUUCGAUUUUUAACUACUGAGUGAAGUGAUACUUAAGACUGAUAAGGAUAUGAAUUCUAUAGAUGGAUUAUUAAAAGAAAGCGCGUGAAAUGUCAGGAGUUAAUUAGAGAGGCAGCGAUGCUGUCGUAUAUGGUGCCGGUGGAGCAGAAGCCGCCGGUGGCGCCGGUGGCGCCGGCGGGCAAGUCGCGGCUGGCGCUGGAACUGGCGGCGGCGCCCGGCAGCCCCGAGUCGGCGGCGCGGCGCGCGCUUAAGACCGCUAUAUCUAAGGACUCGUCCACCAGCUCGUUCGCCAGUGACCUUACGCUUUCCUCCUCGACACCCACGGGUGCACACGACAAGCCCAAACACAAGCUGCUCUCCAACGGCACCAAGCACACCUCUUUGAAGCGGGUAUCAUUCGGGAGCUCUAAGGGGUCUAUGGUGGAGACCCUGAUCUACGAAAGUCCCCUUCAAGAGGAGCCCGAAAGCAGUCCCCCGCCAAAGUUGCAGGAGACCGCGUUUCCCUACACCCCAGUGGAGGACGAUUCGGAGCGCGCCAAGGUCCGUGUAUCGUUCUACCAGGGCGCGCGCCCGCAGUGCCUGUCCCCGCCGCCGCCCGCCUCGCACGAGCUGUACGCGGCCCUGCUCGCGGCACAUACCGACAUGGCGGACCACACCGCCUACAACCGACAGAUCAGCACCGAGAGCGGAUGGGACAACCCGUUCCGGCCGGACGGUGACUUGAGCCGCGAGGCGGACGAGAUCGUCUCUCUGAUCAAGGGCGGUAAGCCCAUCACGCCCACGCCCACUGCGCAGCCGCAGCUCGCGCCGUGCGAGGAGGAGGAGAAGCAGCACGCUAACAACCUCAGCGCAAAUGCGCCCUCUUCGCCCCAGACGAAAGUAUCGAGUCCGGUGGUGGCGAGCACCCCGAAGGCGAUGAACGGCACUAAGAACGGCGCGGCGGCCGAGCCGCGCGCGGGCGCCGUGGAGGUGAGCCGCGCGCCGCCGCCCGAGCCGCAGCAGCCCGAGCACGUCACCAUCAAGAAGAAGCCCAAGUGCAAGUGCUGCGUGCUGCAGUAACCGCCCCGCGCUACGCGCCCGCCGCACUGCGCACCGCCCGCACCGUACGUUCGCUUCUCUAUUCGUCGCAUGACCCAUCUCGACCUUGGUGUUUACACGGUGCUAUUUCAUUUUUACCCAUGUUCACAAUUUUAAUGUUUCGCGAUGGAUUUCUAUCAUUACAUUUAUUGAAAUUAAUAGGUUAUCAAUACGGUCUUUCCGACUAUCAAUAUAUUAUUUGUGAUAUUUUUCUAUAAUUACAAGUUUACAGAUACUUGUCUGCUACUUAUGUAGUGUUAGUUAGGGUUCCGUACCAAAACCUUUAAAUAACUUUUAUGUGAUACUACUGUUGUAAUCUUUCACUAUCAAUUAAAAUAAACAAAUCAAAUCCCGCAUUCACUACAAAACCUAUUGGCCAAUUAUUAAAUAAGAUCAAUAGUGAAAAACGUUUUUCUUCAAUCACACUUUCAACUAGAAAGUUCAUAAACCCGAAUCCAAACUAUGUACUUGAGACCACCUACUUUGAUUGAGUUGCAUGUAAAUAACUAAUUAUAUUAUAUACAAUGUUAUCUCAAUACUUAUUGUUUACAGCUUAUAACGUCGACUACAAAGUACGGAAUCCUAAGCGAGCGAGUGUAACUCGUGAGAAUAAGUUUAACUUUAAUUUUGAACCUUAUUUUUAACUGCAUUUUUAAAUACUUUCAUUUGUAACUGAAAGUAAUGACAUUAGAUACUAUCAAAUUAAAGGUACAAAGAAAAGUAUUUAUUUCAUAGUUUCACUGAAAACGUAAGAUUUUAAUUUAUUAUUGAUUAUACCGAUGAACCUGUUCGUAAAUCCAGUGAUGUGCCGCACUUGUACACUUGCACAGUGUCUCGCAUGACUUGAUGUCGCUAAUAAAGAAAUGAAUGAAUCUCAGGAUUAUUACUUUCUCAGAGAAAGUGAAUAACAGAAGAUUAAACCGGUUAACAUGUCAUAGUGUUACUAUAUUUGUGCAAAAUACAUAUAAAUUAAAUUUACUGGCUCAUUUUAAACUGUAAAAAAUUAUACUGUAAUAAUCGUGUUACAAUGAAUGUCAUAAUUUUGGAAUACAUAAUUUAUUUUAGAACUGUUACUUUAGAGUUGAAUGUGUUAAAUAAUAUUUAGACGUAAUCUUAAUGUAUAUUUUUUAUAUGUUUAUUUAAAAGUAUUAAGAAACGUACAGAAAUUCAAAUGUUUGGAUAUUUAAGUUGCGGGCCGCUUCAGUGGCACCUCACCCGCUACUUAGAGCGGCCACUCACAGAAUGGAACUUUUUUCGACAUGAAUAUGGUCUAAAUGUAAUAAAUUUAUCAAUGAAUGUUACGAUUGUUGUUACGAUAUUAAUGUAUCCCUCUAAAAUAAUUUACGCUUGCGUCCAGUAGUGUUUUGUAAACAUAAAUGCUUUUUACAAUAUGUGACACGAAUUAGGUUUUUACCUAUUUUUUAAGAUAAUAUUAGAUGCAUUUCGAUGCUCAAAUUCAAUUCUGCCGUAUCCUAAUAGUUUUCGUAGAACAAUAGAUACUUUUUAAUAUCAUUUGAAAGGUCUUGAGCAACGGAUCCUGUACCAAUUUUGUAGUAGAAAUGCCGCAGUGUUACUUUAGGCGCAAAAACUUUUGUUAACUGCCAUUCAGGUUUGUUAGGAGCGGGUUUCUUGGAUAUCUUUAUCCGAAAUAACAUUUGUCUACAAGGAAUUAGUAACUUUAAAAAAAUCAUCGUCGUCACUUUUUUAUUUAAGACUACUAUUUAGACUCUUAGCAACAUCUAAUUAAUAUUUAUUUACUUAUUGGUUGUAAGAACCAAAUAAUGUAGAAAAUUGAUGUAAGAAUAUGACUUGGAAGUGUUCUUCCUUGUGGACUAACGUCAUCACUAGAGCUGUUAAAUUAUUACAUAUUCUCGAGCACCAUAUGUGCUCAGAAUAUUAAUGAAAUAAUGAAUUGAAUGAUCUUUAACAUUAGAUUGUUUUAGUUCGUGACGCUUUAAUAAUGCGUAAUUAAAUGCAUGCAUUUAUGACACUUUUCUGCUACGACCCAUAUUUUUACCAUGUUUAAUGUCGAAUACCUGUUUACUUGGGCACACGUAAGUGAUCUAUACUUUAUAUAUACUGUCUUUUAUUAUUCAGUAUAAUUUAUGAACAUUGAAUUUCUAUUCCUAUUUAAAUUGAAUUGUGAAAAGGCGGCUAUUCCAUAUUGGAUUACUAAAUUAUGAUUUUAGAAACAAAAUUAUACUUUUAUUACAUUGGUUGCAAUAGUACUUAUUGUAAGUCAUUUAAUCCAGUGCAAAUAGUCGCCUUUAUAUUGUUUGAUAAAAUCUGUAUAUAACAUACAUUAAGGAAGAUUAAUUGAGGGAUACAAUUAGGUCUCAUUGUGUUGUCGAGUAGUUGGUAGCUGUCGACAAAUAGGCUACUGACGCUAGACCAGGGGUGCCGAGAGUACGAGGUGGUCGAUUGGUUUGUACUUUUUGUAACAUAGCUCUCGGAUUAUUAUUGUUAAUAUCUAAGUCUAUAUAUAUAUGUAUACAUAUAUAGAUUAUUUAUAAUUUGCACGACCUAGCUACAUUAUUGUAAUAAUAUUGAAGAAAUAGGAUAGCUGCCUUUGUUAUAAUUGCUUAAUUCAUUUACUUGAAUAAGUUAUUGAUAUUAUGAUAAAAUCAUAAAAUCAGAAUGAAAAAUAAUAAUUUGUUUUCUUUUUAGUCGGGCAAAAAGAUGGAACCGAAAUGUAAAACAGUCCUGGAUGUCUAGCUUAUCUGCUUCGCGUGAUAUGGCAGCAGGGAAUUGUCGUAUAGCAGCUCGAAGCUCAUUCUCAGAGCUGCUACACAAAUUUUACACAGGAUUUUAGAAUUUAAAUGUGUAGUGCGACGAUUAUAGGAGAAUACUACUGGCGCAAUCAGAUAGAUAAUGUUAAGAAUUAAGUUAUUAUUAUGGAUGUCAAGUAUUAUUAUUUAUUCUCAUUAGUAGCUCGGCGAAAUGAUUCUACAAAAACCGUAGAUCAGUCGAUUUGUUGUCAGUAUAUGGUUCGUUUUAGAUUGUUGGUGUGGAAUUGCACACUAUACAACGAACAUAUAUGUAUAUAUCUCAUGGUAACAUUCAUAAAUACAGAAACAAGUAAUCGCAGCAGGAUAGGGCAACUCAGACCAAGAUUGUGUUUCAGCUAAGAGCUUAAAAGGCCUCAAAAAUUAGAAUAUUUAUGAAAUAAUAAAAUAACAAUGUGGAAUAAGCUCGCCAAUUUGACCGAAUCCAUAUUUUUCUUUAAUUAUGUAAUUACACUCGAUACUUGCAGGCCACGGUGUUAGGAUGCGGAGUUUAACUUUAGGAUAACACCGCUUUUAUAAACUUAUAGAAAAUUAUAUAUUCAUAGUUUUCAUCUGUUUUACCUACAGAAAACUAUAAAUAAAAUUACCUACAUGAAACUGAUUUUGUCAAAGCCGGUCAAUUAGUUUGGCAGACACAAUGUUAGUCAAUCAUUAGUAUCAUAAUCAUCCAUAGUUCAGCUUUGCUUUAGUGGAGAGCCAACGCAGCGAUUAACGAAAGAGUAGUAGAGUAAAAUCAUGUAAAUUUAAUGAAAAUUGCAAUCGAUUCUAACAGUCUUCUAUCAGGAUUGCAAUAUUAUGCAAUGAAUAAUAUUUUAACUCAUCGCAGCCUUAUAGCGAAAGGUCCGAGACGUCGCGUCGAUCCCUAUCAUUUGAAAUUGAGCAUGUUCUUAUAGGCCACCGAGAGCUUGUUAGGCCGACGGCGGUUGGACUCAGUUCGCGGUUAGGCUGCUGUUUACAAUAUUAAUCCAGUGUCAAGUCCACGAUCUAUACGAAACCUGUACGAAACAGUUCCUUGAAAACUUAUCAUCACAUACCGUGGGCCCUUAGGGAACCAUAGAUUUAUACAAUAUCAACAGGACGUUUGCUUGUUGCUACAAUUAUUCUGUACGAUUAAAUGAUUUUAUAGUAA